AUGAAUUCUUGGUCUGAUCCGUCUGCCUUGACGAAUAUUAGUGGAUUUCAAUCAAAUAUACUUAAUUUUUCAGAUCCUUUAUUAAAUCAAAUAAUAACAUCAAAGAAAGCAUUACAAUUAUUGGAAUCUAAUCUUAUAACGUCGAGUAAUGAUGAUUCAGAGGGAGAAGAAUCAAAAGAUAAAUCUAUAAUUGAAUUACUAUUAAGCUCAUGUGAUGGAGAUGUUGUCACACUAGAAAGUAUACUAAAAUCCAAUCCAGAAUUAGUAAAUAAAUUGUAUCCAACUAAUGAAGCAGGAGUUACUCCAUUGGUUUAUGCUAUAUGUUUCAAUAAUGAUGAUAUUGUCAGUUCCUUAUUAGAAGGUCAUGAUGCCGAUCCUGACGUUGCUGAUACAAUUAUAAACUACACUCCAUUAAUGUGGGCAGUUUAUUUAAAUCAAUUAGACACAAUAAAAUUAUUACUCAAUUACCAAGCUGAUCCAUAUUUUUCACCAAAAGAUGAUGGUAAAAAUGCUAUAACGUUGUUAAAUCCUGAAAAGCAAGAGAUCAUAGAUUAUUUUAAGUCUCAUAAUGUGUUAAAAAAUGCAAGUAAUAAUGGAGAAGAACAAGAUAUAUUCACAACAAAUACUUUUAUACCUAACGAGAUUGAAGAUGAUCUAACGAAUAAGUUUAAAAUGCAGACAUUAUCAGGACAAAUUGAUGAAGAUGAAGUUGAACAUGUUUAUGAAAAUGAUGAUGAAUAUAUAUUGGCUCAAGAUCCUGUGAUACCAAGAUUACCUGAUUUUGAGUAUGAAAAAUUAUUACCAGAGCAAUAUAUUAAAUUUACAGAUAGCGAUAUACCUUCAUUAAUUGAUUAUAUUUUUAAUCUCAGAUCAAAUACUAAUUAUCAACAUAAUGCUAGAUUGCCAGCUGCAAUAGUAUUUCAAUUAAUACGAUAUGCUCAUUUGAAAGUAGAGUCAAAAGAAUUAACAGAUUUCUUAUUUGACUGUUUUACAGCUCGUUUAAGAACUGUGACAAAUACAAAAUCGGGAGCUUUCAACAUGGCAUUACAAGAAGAAAAUGCAAAAGGAGCUGGAGAUAUAGUGCUAUUGAGUUAUUGGUUAUCAUCAUUACAAUAUUUACAUUUUUAUUUUAUCAAAAACAAAUUUUAUACCGCCUUUCCAAGAUUUUUACAAGAAAUAAUCAAUUUAGCACAAUCAUUAAUUGCAACUUUAUCAUUUUCAAUAAAUUCGAGAUUGAACUUAUUGGUUAAUGACUGUAUUUUAAAUUUCACAAGUUUAAUAGAUGUUUCAAAUACAUUAUAUGCAAAAGAUUGGAAUUUAUUCAAGAAGAACAAAAAACAUCCAAAUAAUUUUGAUGACAUUUUAAACACAUUAAAUCCACCAACUCAAGAUGAGUUGAUGAAACCUUCACCUAUAAGAUAUAUACAAGUUUUAGGUGCAUUAGAUUACGUCCUAAAAAUUCAUAAUGUUGAUAAUUUAUUUCGAGUACAAACUUUUUCAUUAGUAUUCUAUUACAUCGAUUGUAUAAUUUUUAAUAACAUCAUAAGUCAAAGCAAGUAUUGUACAAGAUCAAAAGCUAUUCAACUUAGGCUUAACUUAUCGGCAAUAGAAGAUUGGUUACGCUCCCAUAACUUAAAAUUUCAAAAACCUGAAAAAAUUGGUGGCUUAAGUCAGCUAGUAAUUAUAAGUCUUAACAAUUUAUUAAGUGAUGAUAAGUCAUUACUGAAAAAAGACCCUCAAAACUUGGAAUUUUAUUAUGAUUCAUUAUAUCAUGUUUGCAAAAAUCAAUUACAACCGACUAUAGAAUUAUUACAAUGGUUACAAUGUAUGUCAUCCUUAUCAGAUGAAGAAAAUUUAAUCAAAACAAUAAAUCAAUUUGAUUAUUUGAAUUAUUAUCAAAUUUUUAAAACUGUAAACAAAUUAUACAAAUAUGAAGUUGAUGAACCGAGAUUACCUAAAAAACUUGUCAAUUUUAUCAAGUCUUUGAUGAAUGAGCAAGGUGAACAACAAAUUCAUAAAAAUUUUCAACAUUAUAUGACACAAUCAACUUAUUUAACAAAAGAAGUAUAUGUUUAUCUUAACCCAAAUUUUAUAUUUAAUAUAGCAUUGCCAAACUCAUCGGAGUUAAUUAAUAGUUAUGGAGCUGGAAUUGGUGGUGUGAGUGUCUUAAGAAGUAAAAAAUAUCAGCCAUCAUUACCAAUUAGUGUUGUUGACGAUAUUGAUGAAUUACUAACGGAAAAUAAAAAUGCGGGACUCAAUGACACUUAUGAUUAUGAGGCUGAAGAAGUGCAAGAAGAAGAUGACGAUGAUGAUGAACUUGAAAAUAAUCAACAUGAGUUAAAACCAAAGACUGUUAAAGACGAAAAAUUCAAAGGAGAUGAAUUAUUCAAAAGUGUUCAAAUGCCUAACUCUCUUUUACAUAGGAAUUGGGGUGAUGAAGAAAUUGAAUCUAAUCCAUGGUAA
Messenger RNA from Lodderomyces pseudojiufengensis, 2463 nucleotides. RefSeq lists its product as uncharacterized. Gene Ontology annotation, molecular function: GTPase binding. The transcript has a single exon. The record is from RefSeq and is a predicted model, not a curated record. NCBI's taxonomy places the organism in Eukaryota, Fungi, Ascomycota, Pichiomycetes, Serinales, Debaryomycetaceae. Bases 1 to 2463 code for a protein of 820 amino acids.